GCAGUCCAGUCCGGAGGCUAUACUUGCUUCAUUUCGCUGGUCAACUCAUGCAGGGAAACAUGCGUCUCGUCCUGAUCUUAGCUGUACUCGGGCUGGUCGUCGCCAAGCCUCGGGCUGGUCGUCCUUCCUAUCCAGAGGACAUUCGCUGUAAAUAUGCAGGCGGUAGGUGUACGACCAGCACCUGUAAAACUGCUAAACUCAAUGUGGAGUGUGGAGGUGGCGAUGAGAGGAUCUGCUGCCGCCUGCGUAAAGAACGUCUUACAGGAAAGGCGGAACCGGAUGUUGCAUCUAGAUCUGCUCGUGGGGCUGAAGAUCUCGACAUGGUUAACAGAGAUCCGAACAACAUCCACGGGAGUUUAAAUGUCGAUUUUCAUGAAGUUCUUGGUGAGCCGGAAGGGGUACAGUGAACAAUGGUCGUCUUAAACCAUACUCUUUGUGGUCUCUAUAUUCAUUAAUAAUCUUCUCCAACCGAACUUGCAUAUAAGUUGCUAUUAUAGCAAUGUUGAAGAAGUUACAUAUAAUAAGUUUACAAGACAGUAGUUUCUAUUGCAUUUCUUUACCACUGGAAACUUCAAACUAAUUGCUACUUCUGACUAGGUUUCCCUCAAUUUUUGUCUGACAAAGUCAACCCUCUGAACAGUUUAUAACUCACUCUGACUGUAGCCGUUAUAAUCACAGACGUAACAGAAGGCUUGUGACAUCACAAAGUAAAUCAAAGAAACACGAACUGUCCUUUCUCCCCAGAACUCUGAAGCUUUACAAUAAGAGAUAAUUAACCUAAAUAUCACGUAACAGAAUAGGCUUGAUUUUAUCUUCUUGCUUACAAUGAUACAUGCGGCGACUUGUUUGUACUGCCUUUAAAUAUGUUUUAUAUAUGUACUGGCAUCUUUGUGUGAUCAGCUGUAAUAGACCCUAGGAAAGUAGCAAAAUGUUUGUUGUGUUAAUAAAGAUUGUAUAUCUAAUUAUGUAGGCCAAUUUAUAUACAAGUCGCUGCAAGAUACAGAGAACUUUAUACAUUCCUAAAUGCAACAUACAGUAAUGG
Molecule: messenger RNA, 1042 nt
Organism: Branchiostoma belcheri (Belcher's lancelet)
Lineage: Eukaryota; Metazoa; Chordata; Leptocardii; Amphioxiformes; Branchiostomatidae
Exons: 3
Coding region: 48-407 (119 amino acids)
Source: RefSeq, a predicted model, not a curated record